CUCUCGCGCGUAUUAUCUGCCGCAAUUAAUUCUAUUCUGUCGCCUCUGGCCCUGCUGCUGGCAUGAAUUUUACUGAUUCGAAAAUAUACUUGUAUCUCACCAUUAGAUUCGAUAAUAAUUCUUUUAAACCAGAAUAAUUCAUUUGCUAAUGCUGGACAGAUGAUGAGGAACAAGAUGCAUUUGUGGCUGUGGUACGUUGCUUUAUCGUGUGUUUGCACGACGAUAGUUCUACUGGGAACAGCUGGAAAAGGUUUCGCCGAAGGAGGUGAAGACUCCGGCGAGCCAUCCCCGUCAACGCAGCCUUCGCUGCCGACCUGCCAACCGGAUGACUUUCAUUAUACCAUGACGGAAUGUGAUGAGAACGGGGUAAGGUGGAGAGUCCAGGUUCCUCAACCAGACAGGUGUAUAGGAGGUGCUCCGGCAGCGCCGACAAGAGCCGUUGACUGUGGAUUCUCUUGCGGAGCUGGGGAAUAUUUGAACAUUGAUUCAGGUAGCUGCAGGCGAUGCCCGAAAGGAAAGUACUCCUUGGGUGGAGGUGAAAAAUUCACAGAAUGGUCCGAGCUCCCUCCAGACUUCACCGUUUCAUCAAGUGCUUUCUACUUCACAGAAGACAACGAGCGUUGUAAUGAGUCAUAUUGGGAACCCAUCGGUAGCUUUGUAAGGUCUCCAGAUAGCACCUGUUCUUCCAAGCUUAUCUACACAGCAAACCUAGCCAAGGAGGGCUCGGUCAACUUCACCUACUCGCUCGCCACCGACUUCAACUAUUUUACUGUUGAGGUGCACAAUGAGCUGUGUCAGAGAGGUCAUAAAAGUGGAGGGGGUAGGGCAGUCACAGCUACGGGAGAAGGAGAGUGGAAGUCCGUGAAGCUGAGCCUUGAUGCCGGUCUUAACGUGAUAACCUGGAAGUCCGAAGGACUCUACAUAGGGACCGGUAUCAAGAUACCAAGAGUGUACAUCCGAAGUAUUGAGGUGAUGGGACUCCAGUAUACCUCGGACUGUACCAAGUGUCCAGCGGGUACAUUCGCUGCAGAGAAAGGCUCUUCCAGUUGUAGUGAAUGUCCAGCAAACACAUAUUCUGCAGCAGGAGCUUCAAGCUGUAGAGACUGCGAUACUGCCACCACGUAUUCAGUUCCCGGAUCAAGAAACUGCACCACAAGGAAGCCGUGCACUGAACAUGAUUACUACAAGAUACACACACCUUGCAAUGAAAACAACCAGACCCAGGUGAAGUAUAAAUGGAUUGAUCCCCAGUUGUGUAAUCCAAACGCCCCUCCACCAGUACAGCUUCCCAUCUCUGGUGAAUACCAGGCCUGUCCGCCCUGCAACCCUGGAAUGUCCAUUAGCAACAAGACCGAGUGCGAUUAUUGCCCUAGCAACCAGUUCAGUGAUGGGACAAAACCAUGUCAGGAUUGUCCUCCGAACACCACACCAGAGUACGGGAUGACCUUCUCCUACUGGAAUUCUCUACCGCCCAACAUGCAUGCAUCUUGCGUGGCUACAACAAACGACUAUGGCUGUGCCUCUCGAGAGGGCUGGGUCCUCGCCGAAUCCUACAUUCAUACUGGCCACGGCCACUCCGAUGAUGCCUACCUCAUCCUUGAUCUGGAAGUCGAAGGGUUCCUCAAGGAGGCCAGCUAUUUCAACGGAAAGGCGGAGGAGCUCGGUACCAUCUCCUUUGCCUUCAGUAUGGAAUGCGAAUCUGAGGAUUGUACCCUGUUCUUCCUGGAGGAAAUCAAUGAGGCCAAUGUGAUCGAGUACUGGAUGGGAUCCAGGGAGAGACAAGAAUACAGAUAUGCAGUGACCGUCCCUGGGAAGAGAGGCUUCACUUGGGCCUUCCAAAAGACGGAUGUGAACAACUUGGAUUAUGAUAACAACCACAGGUUUCCCAAUGAUAUUGUGAAAAUCUAUGAUAUAACGAUCACAAACACAGUGAACGGAGGAGCAGCAUCAUGCAAAGACUGCCCCCUGGGCAGUGACCAUACUGGUUGCAUUCCAUGCGAGCCUGGACAGUAUAUCGAUGAAAAUUCUAAGCGCUGUGAAAAGUGCCCCGAAGAUACGUAUGUUCGAGCGAGUGAUCCCGUCGGAAGGUCAGCAUGUUUGGAAUGCCCAUCGGGUCUGAAGAGCAAUAGGGGUGAAAGCUGCUACAGUAACUGCCAUGUCCGACUCAAUGAAAAACACUAUGACCUAGUCUUACUUCAAGGGCAACAAUCUGUAAUGUCGGGAGCAAGCUUCCUGACCGAAGGCAAUGCUUUUUACUUUCACUUCAACUUCAGUCUGUGUGGCAAAGCAGAAUCAAAUCUUGCCUCCUGCAUGGACAAUUCCUCCGCCAUUGGACAAGUUGCAGAUGAAGGGACGAUGGUGAAUUCCUGGGUGUGUCGGUCGAUGAUGAUGCCUGGCAGCGAUGACUCCAAAUACAUGACCGCCAUCAAACCCAUCAGCCUUGGAGAUACCCUACUUGGAAUCAACGAUGGAGAUAGCCUUGGUGACAUCACAGAUACCAUUAUUCUUCAACCGGAAGAAGGCCUCAAGGAUCUCAAGUUCUACUACCAUUCACCACAGACAACCAAAGCUUGCCCGAAUGGACGUUCAACCAUCGUAACGCUCCGCUGUGAUCCCAGUGAAAAAGAAACAAACAAUAUAGAAUUGCCUGUAGCUUGCCCAAUAGGAACAUGCGAUGGAUGUACAUUCCACAUGCUGUGGACAAGUCAGUACGCUUGCCCGGUCUGCACCGAUGAUGAUAUAGUUGCUAUUAAACAGGAGUGUAAGCACGGCCAUCAGGUCACCAAAUAUGUUUGGAAUGAUACGGCGAAAUGUGUUGGUGGUAUCACGUUACCUGAAGACAAGAUAACAGAAUGCGUAGUACCCCCAUGGUACAGCCAAGUUCCUUUAUACGCCCAGGCGGCCAUAGCAGCCUUCGUAGGGUGUGCAAUACUCCUCUGUGCUAUGAUAGUCUGCAUUUGGAAGAAAAAUAGAAAACUUGAAUACAAAUACCAGAAACUGGUGAGUACAGCGUCGGGUGAGCUUCCUGCCGCAGACUCCUGCGCUAUCGAUGAAGACGACGAGGACGAGGUCCAGUUUGAGGAUGGAAGUAAGAACUCAAGAUCCUUCCUCAGCAAGUUCAAGUCUCGUGGUAGCUCAGACAAGCAAGGAUUACUGGAUGGGCCAGACAUGGAAGCCUUCCGUAUGAAGGAUCAGCCUUCAAUUAUGACUCCACUUUCCGAAACCACAUGAUGGUCGCUAGGUCACACAUUCAUCUCAUUUCUUUCACAGUAUUUUAGUUAGUUAGGUUAAGAUGUUAUUAUUGUAUGGUACUAUUUUGCACAUAGAAUAAAAAGAAAUUGUACUAAAUCUUUGUUUUACUAGUAGCAGUAAUGGUAUAUAGUACUAGUAGCAGUAGAAGUUGUAGUAGUAAUAAUAGAAACAGUUGAGAAGCAGAAGCAGUGAAGUGACUCAUUUCUAAAUUAUAAA
Molecule: messenger RNA, 3468 nt
Organism: Lytechinus pictus (painted urchin)
Lineage: Eukaryota; Metazoa; Echinodermata; Echinoidea; Temnopleuroida; Toxopneustidae
Product: endosome/lysosome-associated apoptosis and autophagy regulator family member 2-like
Exons: 23
Coding region: 160-3231 (1023 amino acids)
Cellular component (GO): membrane
Source: RefSeq, a predicted model, not a curated record